Molecule: messenger RNA, 510 nt
Organism: Cinara cedri
Lineage: Eukaryota; Metazoa; Arthropoda; Insecta; Hemiptera; Aphididae
Source: the annotation of a GenBank genome assembly
AUGGCAACUAAAGUUAUAUGCAACGUAGCGGCGGCCGCUGUUGGAACUGCAGGAUUAUGUUUCGUAGCGUAUUCUGCGUACUAUAUCCACUACAAACGCCCAAAUGAAAGGAAAUUAAACGACCAACCAAGUGAAGAAGAAGGCGUUGCAGUUGAAGAACGCAAUUUAAAAACCAUUAGACUACUAAGCGAUAGACUAAAAUCAAUAACAUCGAAAUUAAUUUCAGGUUUUACUCGACAGGGUCGAAUAACUGACGGAGAAAGCGGUGGAACGGUGGUAGAAUACAAUUGGACAAAUGUCCAAUCGCUUUACGAACGCGUUAAAUUACUUUUACCGUGUUCACUAUCCGGUUUUAGUAUUAAACGAGAAGAAAAUAAUGGAGAAGUCGAACCUAUAACAAUUGAAGAACUCGAUGGAACAACGGAGGAAGAUCGUGAUUUGGAAAGCGACCGGUUAUUAAAUAGAAGAAUGAGGCAAAAAGUAAUAAGUAUAGUCUCAGGAAUAUUUUGA